UCUGGCUGUGCGCGGGCGGCCUUGGUUCUUUGGCGCUCAGUCCUGGCGGCAGCGCAAUCCGAGAUGGCAGCGACAGUCUUGAGGGGCAAGGAACUGGCGGCACAAGUCAGGGAACGAUUGAAGAAUGAAGUGAGUCAGAUGAAGGAACAGGUUCCUGGCUUUCGGCCCGGGCUGGCUAUUCUGCAGGUUGGAGACAGAGAUGAUUCUAACCUAUACAUCAGUAUGAAGCUUAAAGCUGCAGCUGAGAUUGGGAUGAAUGCCAACUGCGUGAAGCUGCCAAAAACUGCCACCGAAGACGAGGUGCUGAGUAACAUCACCCACAUUAAUGAGGAUCCCACUCUGCAUGGACUCAUUGUUCAGCUCCCACUGGACUCCAUUAACCCAAUUGACAUUGAAAAAGUAACAAAUGCAGUUACCCCCGAGAAGGACGUUGAUGGAUUAACCAGCAUUAAUGCAGGGAAACUGGCUCGAGGAGACCUGGAUGCUUGCUUCAUACCCUGUACUCCCAAUGGCUGCUUGGAGCUGAUUAAACAGACAGGUGUGAAGUUGGCGGGCGCUCGGGCUGUCGUUAUCGGGAGGAGCAAGAUCGUUGGUGCUCCCAUGCGUGACCUCCUGGUGUCAAACCAUGCCACCGUGACCACGUGCCAUUCUAAGACGGCUGACCUCCAGGGAGAGGUUGGGAGAGCCGACAUUCUGGUGGUUGGAGCUGGCAAAGCCGAGAUGGUAAAAGGAAAUUGGAUCAAACCUGGAGCUGUCGUCAUCGACUGUGGAAUAAACCACAUUCCCGACGACACAAAGGCAAGUGGAAAGCGUGUGGUUGGCGAUGUGGCUUACAGUGAGGCCAAGCAGGUAGCUUCGUACAUCACCCCUGUGCCUGGUGGAGUGGGACCAAUGACUGUCUGUAUGCUUAUGUCGAACACUGUGGAAGCUGCAAAACGCUAUUUGGAGAGCAACAAGCCAGGCAAGUGGCCCAUUCACUACACCAAGCUUAACCGUGUGGAUCCCGUCCCCAGUGACAUUGUGAUUUCACGGUCUUGCACACCGAAGCACAUCAGCCGCGUGGCUAAGGAGGUGGGUUUGUUAUCGGAUGAAGUGGAACUCUACGGCAAGUCAAAGGCAAAGGUGCUUCUGUCCACACUCGAACGGCUGAAGGACCAACCGGACGGGAAAUAUGUCGUCGUCACAGGCAUUACCCCCACGCCGCUUGGUGAAGGCAAGAGCACAACCACGAUCGGCCUGGCUCAGGCCAUUGGCGCUCACCUGGACAUCAAUGUUUUUGCUUGUGUUCGACAACCAUCACAGGGCCCAACCUUUGGGAUCAAAGGUGGAGCAGCAGGUGGUGGCUAUUCCCAGGUUAUCCCGAUGGAAGAGUUCAACCUUCACCUGACGGGUGACAUCCACGCCAUCACUGCAGCCAACAACCUGGUCGCUGCUGCCAUCGACGCUCGUAUGUUCCAUGAGGCCACGCAAUCUGACAAGGCUCUGUUUGACCGUCUGGUUCCUGCCAAUAAAGGAGUCAGAACGUUCAGCGCGAUUCAACUGAGGAGAUUGCAGAAACUAGGAAUUAAUAAAAGUGAGCCCACUGCACUGACCGACGAAGAAAGAGAUCGCUUUGUGAGGCUGGAUAUUGAACCUGAUACUAUUACUUGGCAACGAGUGAUGGAUACAAACGACAGGUUCCUGAGGAGGAUAACGAUCGGCCAGUCCAGUACUGAAAAGGGAUACACCAGAACAACACAGUUCGACAUCACAGUGGCAAGUGAGAUAAUGGCAGUGCUGGCAUUGACCAAUAGUUUGAAGGACAUGAGAGAGCGGCUGGGCAAGAUGGUGGUUGCUUCCAACAAGAAAGGAGAGCCAGUAACCACGGACGAUUUAGGCAUCAGUGGAGCUUUAGCUGUGCUGAUGAAGGAUGCCAUUAAACCCAACCUCAUGCAGACACUGGAGGGGACCCCCGUGUUUGUUCAUGCUGGACCUUUUGCCAACAUCGCACAUGGAAACUCCUCCAUCCUGGCUGACGAAAUAGCUUUAAAACUUGUCGGGCCUGGUGGUUUUGUAGUUACGGAGGCAGGAUUUGGAGCAGACAUCGGAAUGGAGAAGUUCUUCAACAUUAAGUGCAGGUACUCGGGCUUGCGUCCCCAUGUGGUCGUGCUGGUUGCCACUGUGAGGGCUCUGAAAAUGCAUGGCGGGGGCCCUACGGUGACAGCAGGUGUUCCUCUGCCGAAGGAAUAUAUUGAAGAGAACCUGGACUUGUUGGGGAAGGGUUGCAGUAACCUCCGUAAACAGAUCGAGAACGCAAACUUGUUCGGAGUUGCAGUGGUGGUAGCUGUCAAUGCCUUCAAAACAGAUACAGAGGCUGAGCUCGAGCUGGUGUGCAGCACAGCCAAGGAAAUGGGUGCGUUCGAUGCUGUGAAGUGCACCCACUGGGCUGAAGGUGGUCUGGGAGCUGUUGAAUUGGCCAAAGCUGUACAGAGAGCUUCUCAGCAGGAGAGUGACUUCAAGUUCCUCUACCCUUUGGAGCUCCCCAUUGUGGACAAAAUCCGAACCAUUGCCCAAAAAAUCUAUGGUGCGGCUGAUGUGGAGCUCAGCCCCGAGGCACAGCACAAACUGGAGGUUUAUACCAAACAGGGAUUCGCUGAUCUGCCGAUCUGCAUGGCCAAGACUCAUCUGUCCUUAUCUCACAUGCCAGAGAAGAAAGGAGCACCAACGGGAUUCAUUCUGCCGAUCCGGGACAUCCGUGCAAGUGUUGGUGCAGGGUUCCUGUACCCGCUAGUGGGCACGAUGAGCACCAUGCCAGGAUUGCCAACCAGACCCUGCUUUUAUGACAUUGAUUUGGACCCAGAAACAGAAGAAGUGAAUGGACUCUUCUAACCACUGAAACCAUGAUGACAGUAUCCAGAAGGUUUAUAAUCCUCCAAUGGUGAGAAGGACUGCAGCAAGACCAGAGGGCAAGUGAUUUAUUUGACAGAUAUCUGCAUUGAGAUCAUAUCUGCGGCACAAGACAUAUGGUACCCGACUCUCUGCCUUACCAUGUUGCUUCUGACUGAUCUUAUGCAAAGUCAGGAACAGAAAUUUUAAAUCUCACACUGACAAUCAAUAUGUUGCGAGUAAAAUUCAUGUUACUGUUCUAAUUUUUCUAACUCAAAAUAAAUAAUUGGUUACAUUGCCUCCAAACCCCCCA
This is a messenger RNA of Carcharodon carcharias (great white shark), 3178 nucleotides long. It is a transcript of the gene mthfd1b, whose product is annotated as methylenetetrahydrofolate dehydrogenase (NADP+ dependent) 1b. Gene Ontology annotation, molecular function: methylenetetrahydrofolate dehydrogenase (NADP+) activity; formate-tetrahydrofolate ligase activity; ATP binding. The record is from RefSeq and is a predicted model, not a curated record. The transcript is spliced from 28 exons. The coding region runs from base 64 to 2868 and encodes 934 amino acids. Gene Ontology annotation, biological process: tetrahydrofolate interconversion. Gene Ontology annotation, cellular component: cytosol. Lineage: Eukaryota; Metazoa; Chordata; Chondrichthyes; Lamniformes; Lamnidae.